This is a messenger RNA of Impatiens glandulifera, 958 nucleotides long. Its product is annotated as calcineurin B-like protein 7. The transcript has 9 exons. The record is from RefSeq and is a predicted model, not a curated record. Gene Ontology annotation, molecular function: calcium ion binding; kinase binding. Bases 148 to 798 code for a protein of 216 amino acids. Gene Ontology annotation, biological process: calcium-mediated signaling. NCBI's taxonomy places the organism in Eukaryota, Viridiplantae, Streptophyta, Magnoliopsida, Ericales, Balsaminaceae.
AGUCGGUCUAUAUGAAGACAUUUUGAGAUGGAAUGAAACCGACCGGCUGACAAAUUAAGUCAUUCAAAGUUUUGCUCUCUCUCGUUCGUAGCUUGGAGAAUCGGUCGGUCGGGAAUUUGAUACAGAAAAACAAGCAAGCUUAAUUGAAUGGGUUGCCUAUCAUCAAAACCGAUCCCACCUGUACAAGGGUAUGAGGAACCCUCUGUUCUUGCUGCUGAAACACCUUUCACUGUCAGUGAAGUAGAAGCUUUGUAUCAGUUAUUCAAGAAACUAAGCAGUUCAAUUAUUGAUGAUGGACUCAUCCAUAAGGAAGAUUUACAACUUGCACUUUUUAGGAACAAAAACAAGAAGAAUCUGUUUGCAGACAGGAUAUUUGAUCUGUUUGAUGUGAAACGCAAUGGAGUUAUUGAAUUUGGGGAAUUUGUUCGUUCUUUGGGUGUGUUCCAUCCUAAUGCACCAGUGGAAGACAAGAUUGGAUUUGCCUUUCGAUUAUAUGAUCUAAGGCACACCGGAUUCAUAGAAUGGGAAGAGCUGAAGGAGAUGGUGUUUGCACUUCUGCAUGAGUCUGAGAUACUUCUUUCUGAAGAUCUUGUUGAAGAGAUUGUCAAUAAGACAUUUAAAGAGGCAGAUACAAAAGGGGAUGGAAAGAUUGAUCCAGAAGAGUGGAAGGAAUUCGUUUCAAAAAACCCAUCUCUCAUCAAGAACAUGACUCUUCCAUAUCUCAAGGAUAUCACUCUUGCAUUUCCCAGUUUUGUUGUGAACUCCUCCACCGAUCUUGAAUUAGAAUCAGAUUUCUGAUCAAGUGGCAAAUCAUGUUCUAUAUAGUUGUACAUACAAAAUUAAGGUAAUGCAUAUCGUAAAAUGUUAGACUGUCUUUGUUUUGUUUUAUUUGAAUGUAGAACGACCGUUAUAGUCACGAUCCAAAGUGAGAUCCAAAGUGAAAAUCGAAUCGGAGUUU